UUGUUCCUUUGAUUAAGCUCUACCAUCUAUUUGUGGUUUGAAUUUGUCUAGUUUCUCCCAUUGUCUGCUACUGUGGUCUCUUCUUGCAUUAUUCUUAUACAUGCUUGACUAAUUACUUUACUAUUUUUCUUACCUACCUAUUUUCUUGUUCUCAUCUUGUUGGCUUGCUAUAUACUGAUCUUUCAUUGUUAUUGUAGCAACAUACUGUUCAGGGAGUUUGCUCUUAUUUCCAUGUGGAGGGUGCCUGCAAUGCCCAUAAGUGCUCACACAUUGCUAAGUUUUCUUGCUGAGCCUUUGAAACAGCCAACUGAAACUCUUCUUUCUACUGAGGAUCAUGAUGUUUCUGAGAACCUAAGAGAGUUCCAGGACUGGAGCGAGUACUACUCUUGUGAUGCAACUUAUCGCAACUGGCUGAAAGUUGAGUUAGAGAAUGUGGAAGUUUCUCCCCUUGAAUUGUCAGUCGAGGAAAAGCAAAGAGCGAUUGCCGCAGCUAAGGAAACACUAAAUUCAUCAUUUUCACUGCUCUUGAGAAAAGAAAAUCCAUGGUUGGUUCCCACUGAAGAUCAUGUUUAUGAAUCAGUAGAACCUUUGUUCCUAGAAUUGCAUGCCAUUGCAAUGCUCUGUCUGCCUUCUGGUGAAUGUAUGUGCCCAGAUGCCACCUUGUGUGCAACACUAAUGAGUGCCCUUUAUUCUUCAGUAAGCGAGGAAGUUGUCUUAAAUCGCCAGCUCAUGGAAUUGGCUGAAAAAGGGAGGAAUAGUCGAUCGAAAUUACCAUAUAAUCAUACAAUGGGCUCUAAGUCAUUUCAAGCUGCAAUGUAUAAAGAGGGUACUGUGAAGGUUGACAUUGUAGACUUCUACAAAGAUUCCCAUUGGAGCAAGAGAAAGGCAGAUUGGAUAGCUCCAAUAUGUGGUGAAUUACAUGAAGCUUUGAAAAAACGACGUGAAGAGUCUUUGAAGCCUGGGGCAAUACCUUUAACUCAGGAGCAGCUGUCAAUUGAAGUUCUUGGAACGAGUAAAUCAGGAUACAUAAAGGGCUUCGGAGUUGGUCGAAACCCAUCCUCAUCCAAAUCUUCUGUUAGUACACAAGCACAUGUUGAAGUGGUUUCGAGCCUACAAGAACAAAUAGAGUCAUUGAAGAAUUUGGCUGAGGUCCAGCAAGAACAAAUUGCAGCCCAGAACUUGGUAACACAAGAGCAAGCUAGAAAUAUUGAAAUGCAAAACAAAAGGUUUGAAGAGAUUGAAAAGUUUAUGAGGAUGCACAAGGAUAAGGCAGACAUGCAGGUUGAUGAAGAUGAUUGUUCAUCAGAGGAAUUUUAUUGA
This is a messenger RNA of Camellia sinensis, 1320 nucleotides long. The record is from RefSeq and is a predicted model, not a curated record. Lineage: Eukaryota; Viridiplantae; Streptophyta; Magnoliopsida; Ericales; Theaceae.